Molecule: messenger RNA, 1797 nt
Organism: Phycodurus eques (leafy seadragon)
Lineage: Eukaryota; Metazoa; Chordata; Actinopteri; Syngnathiformes; Syngnathidae
Gene: prrg2
Product: proline rich Gla (G-carboxyglutamic acid) 2
Exons: 8
Coding region: 1-621 (206 amino acids)
Cellular component (GO): extracellular region
Molecular function (GO): calcium ion binding
Source: RefSeq, a predicted model, not a curated record
AUGGAAAUGGACAUCUUUGGAAGACACCUGCAGCCAGCCUCAAUCAUCUGGAUUCCUGUGCUGGUCUUUCUGCAGUUGGCUUGCUGCUCUCUCACCUACCGACACACUUCAGGGAGUCCGCUGUUAGUGGAUGAACAGUCAGCCAAUGCCUUCCUGUCCCGCUCGUUGCUUUAUAACAGCUGGGACUUUGAAGUAGUGGUGCCUGACAACCUUGAAAGGGAAUGUUGGGAGGAGAUAUGCACUUAUGAAGAGGCCAGGGAAGUAUUUGAGGAUAACACUCAGACGGAAGUAUUUUGGACUGACUAUGUUGAAAGCCACGGGUAUGCACCCAGAGUGGACGUGUCGGGGCUGGUGGCAGGGAUCCUGGCAAUACUAGUGUGUGCUGUGAUUGCCACCGUGUUGGGUAUCUACUUCUACAAGGCCAAGAACAAGGGGGGAAGGAGACCCGUGCAAAUGUUGCAAGAUGGCCGUCCAGCCCCAGAGAUGGUCCCUCUGGCAACUGCCCCUGGUCUGCCCAGCUACAACGAAGCUCUAAACCGAAGUGGGAUGCACGAUGCCCCGCCGCCACCUUAUUCAGGGGGGGCGCCAUCUGAGCCUGCAGACCCAGGAGACAACGAGUGAGCACUGAGCACUGAGCCAGCCAGCCAGCCAGCCAGCCCGAGCUGCUUCAAUGUGGUUGAUGCUGGCGCUCGAUGAUGCUUUGAGUGAAGUUUCAGCACUGCUUGUUGUAUAACGUAUUUAGGGGGCGGGAAUUGAGAGCCAAAUUCAGAACGGACACUUUUGACAGGAUGAUGAUGUACAUAGUACAGAUGUGAUGCUCUUAACUGGAUGCAGGUGAGGGUUUUUUUUUUUUUUUUUUUUUUUUUCCUUUUUCUUCAUGAUUGAUCUGUACGUCCACUUUGUGGACAGUCUAAAACACUUUAUGCAAGCGUAAGAAAGCUUAAGUUUGCUUAAUGUCAGAAAACUGCCAUCAAUCGCCACUAAAAUUCCACCUAUGAAAAUAUGAGAACGAUAGCGCAAUAUUAUGGAUUCUAUGGACACCAGGCAUUUUUCUUAUAUAACAACAUUAAGCUUUUUCCCUAUAGUGAGAGCCUGUGGAGAGGAAAAUGCUUAACGUCCAUAAAAUCCCAAAUAUUGUGGGCGAUUGUUUUCAUAUUUUGAGAGCAACAGGCAUGUGCACAGAUAUUUUUAUUUUUGGGAGCGGUGUGGGGGGAGGGGGGGGGGGGGGUCAAGCCAAAAAAGGGCACCCAUUACCAAAAUUAUUCAAUUAAGAAAAAAACUGUCGUAUGUAUUUAACUUACGACGUAUUAAUGGGUGUUUUAUGGUGUUUAUUUAUUAGCUAUGAGUGUUGUAAAUUUAGUAUUCUUUAAUGAAAAUGUUAAUUGUGAUUUCUUGUCCUUUAUUGCACAAUCCGUCAAUAAAACACACGCGACAAAAAACAAAGGAAGUGGAAGGGAUGCUACAGUGGAUAUAAAAAGUCAACACAACCCUGUUCAAAUGACAGGUUUUUGGAUGGAGGAGGGGGAUUCCUGGGGGGGCAAUUCGGAAGCAUUUGUAUAAUUCGUACAAUUUGUCGAUGCGUGCCCUCCGAUUGGCUGGCGACCAGCUCAGCGUGUUCUCCGCAUCCUUGCCUGAAGCCAGAGACCAUAGUGAGGAUAAGCGGUUAAGAAAACGGAUGAUUGAAGACAAAAAUGGAGAUGCAGCAAAAAGGCUACGUUUUUGUCCAGGGCAAAAGGGCAGGUGCUUGAGCACCGCUUAGGGUGUAUGUGCACAUGCCUGAUAAGCAACAUUAAGCUU